AAAAAUGGCCAAAAGAAUUGCCGAGAAGGAAUUGACGGAUAGGAAUUGGGAUCAAGAAGAAGAAGCAGAAGAGGUGGGAACAUUCUCGGUGGCCAGUGAAGAAGUCUUGAAGAAUAGAGCCAUAAAGAAAGCAAAGCGUAGAAAUGUUGGAUUUGAAUCUGAUAGUGGAGGGGCCUUUAAAGAUUUCAAAGGUUUGGUUGUACCUUCUGGAGGAGGAGGAUUUUCUGGAUUUGGUAAUGGCGCUGGAGGGAAGCCUUUGGAAGGACUGUCAAACGGAAACAGUGUAACGAGUGGCCCUCCCUUCUCCAGUGCAAGGACAGCAACCGAGACCAAGGCCACCUUUGGGUCUGUUGCUGUAAAUGGCCCCACCUCCUUGGUCGAUAAAAAGAUUUCAAAUCCCAAAACUAAUGGCGACAGUCAGCAGCCUGCCUCCUCUGGCCUCACCUCCAGUGCCGCCUGCCCCAGGAAUGCCUAUCAUAAGCAGCUGGCGGCCUUAAACUGCUCUGUUCGGGAUUGGAUUGUGAAGCACGUGGAUACGAACCCGCUCUGCGAUCUGACACCUAUCUUUAAAGACUAUGAGAGAUACUUAGCAAGCAUCGAACAGCAACAUGGGAGCGGCGGCAGCAGUAACUCUGAAGGUGAAGCCAAGAAAAUCUCAGCUGAAGCACAGCCGCCUUCCCUGUUUGGGUCACCAGAAUUACAGCAAGAAUCAACAUUUUUGUUUCAUGGCAACAAAACUGAGGAUACGUCUGAAAGGAAGGUGGAGGCUGUGUCUGAAAAGAACAAGGACCCGUCACUAGGAGCGACAAGUGCCUCAUUUAAUUUCGGCAAGAAAAUUGAUAGUUCUGUUUUGGGCUCCUUAAACUCUGGCCCCUUGACUGGAUUUUCAUUUUCUUCUGGAAACUCCAGUUUAUUUGGCAAAGAUAUCACCCAGAGUAAACCAGUUUCUUCACCAUUUCCCACUGAAACGUUGGAGAGCCAAGCAGAAGGCGGCGGCAGCGACCGCAAAGGUGGAGGCGAAGAAGAGAAUGACGAGCCACCCAAAGUGGUCGUUACUGAGGUGAAGGAAGACGAUGCCUUUUACUCCAAAAAGUGUAAACUAUUUUACAAGAAAGACAAUGAAUUUAAAGAGAAGGGUGUAGGCACUCUGCAUUUAAAACCUACAGCUAAUCAGAAGACACAGCUUUUAGUGCGGGCAGACACCAAUUUAGGCAACAUACUGCUCAAUGUGCUGGUCCCACCCAGUAUGCCGUGCGCUCGCACAGGGAAAAACAACGUGCUCGUCGUCUGCGUCCCAAACCCACCCAUUGGGGAGAAGAACGCCGCCACCCCGGUUCCCAUGCUAAUUCGGGUAAAAACAAGCGAGGAUGCAGAUGAGCUGCACCGAAUUUUACAGGAGAAAAAGGAUGCUUGAACACACUUUGGCUGAGGAGUUGUUGCCAAGUUGCUGCUUCCCCACCGCCCCCUAAACUUAGUUUUCAUCUCUUCCUCCUUUGACAUUCUGGGACUUAGAGAUAACUUAAAACUUUCGUGAGGAAGAUUAAUAUGGCCAAUAAAACCUUUAACGUUAAGUGUCAAGAAACUGUAUUCUUCCUUCUUAAGAACUGUCUAAUGGGUGAAAUACAUUUGAAAGGACAUUUUGGGAAGAUUUUUAAUGUUCAUUUAUUAAACUAACCGCAGGUGAUUUCUUAAUGGACUGAAAUCAGGGUAUCGAUUUGAUUUCCCAAAGGCUUUUCCGACCCAGGGGUUUGGGGUCAGCUGCCACCACCGGCGCGGCUUUUCGCGGCGGGGUGUCCGGAAGGGAGCCUGCCUGUGACCGUCCUCUUGCU
This is a messenger RNA of Kogia breviceps (pygmy sperm whale), 1829 nucleotides long. It is a transcript of the gene NUP50, whose product is annotated as nucleoporin 50. NCBI's taxonomy places the organism in Eukaryota, Metazoa, Chordata, Mammalia, Artiodactyla, Physeteridae. Gene Ontology annotation, cellular component: nuclear pore. The record is from RefSeq and is a predicted model, not a curated record. Gene Ontology annotation, biological process: protein import into nucleus.